Messenger RNA from Clarias gariepinus (North African catfish), 2351 nucleotides. It is a transcript of the gene crsp7, whose product is annotated as cofactor required for Sp1 transcriptional activation, subunit 7. Bases 240 to 1976 code for a protein of 578 amino acids. Lineage: Eukaryota; Metazoa; Chordata; Actinopteri; Siluriformes; Clariidae. Gene Ontology annotation, biological process: positive regulation of gene expression; regulation of transcription by RNA polymerase II. Gene Ontology annotation, cellular component: core mediator complex; mediator complex; nucleus. The record is from RefSeq and is a predicted model, not a curated record. Gene Ontology annotation, molecular function: transcription coregulator activity. The transcript has 3 exons.
UCCAAUUCGCUUCAUGAGCUCGGGGAGGCACUCACCGCUAUGAAGCGAAAAGAAACGACAACUGGCGAAUCUUCAUUAUUCGACUGAAAUGAUUUAGGAGUUCUUAAGCCAAUAGUCCUAUGAGAAACAUGCGGAUAAGAUACGUCUCGAAAAUCCAAAAAGAGCUGUAGUUUCUGCAGUGUACGUAUCCUUACGCUCGGAGGAUUUCCCCCCGUCGGCCGCUUCGCACCGACCAGGCAAUGACAACGGCCUCCGCAACCCCGCAGCAGAUGAGAGAGCGGCUGCUGCAGGCCAUCGACAGCCAGAGCAACAUCUGUAACAUGGUUGCAGUCCUUGAUGUUAUCACCAAUUUGGAGAAGUAUCCAAUUACUAAAGAAGCACUUGAGGAAACCCGCUUAGGAAAGCUUAUUAAUGAUGUCAGGAAGAAGACGAAAGACGAAGACUUAGCUAAACGUGCCAAGAAACUUCUUCGAAACUGGCAGAAACUGAUUGAGCCCAGCCAAAAUGACACUUCAUCUCGAGGAGUGCAAGGCACCCCAGGCUCAGCCAACGGCAGUUCUCAUCCAUGCCGAACAGAUACACCUCCCGCUGCUCCCCCACCCAGCAAAAAAUCUCCAGAACUUAAAAACAGAAACGAUGUUCAUAACACUUACUCAGCUACCGUGGAAAAGUCUAGAAACCGAAAACACAGGGGGGACCAAAGGGACAGUCCACAUCUGCCCACUAAAAUGCACAAAACAUUCACAUUUUCUUCCACUCCUCCAUCAAAUGGAUUUAGUGGCAGCCCUGAGCCUUUUAUAGAAAAACAGGAUGAUGCACCUUCUGACAGAAACUGCCCAGAGCAUCUUGACAAUGACAAACAAAACAAAAUCCCUGUUAAUGCUGUUAAGCCUCAUCCAAGUUCUCCAGGGCUUACCAGACUCCCUAGCACUUCAUGCUUACUUAAAACAUCAGUGUUACAGCAGCAAUCAAGAACAGACGGAGAUGGAGGUGACAAACGUUCAAUCAGUAGUCCUCAAUUCUCAUUAAGUCCACAUAGUGUAGCUCGCGAGACGGUGGCUAAGAGGUCUUCAGCCUAUGCGUCAAAAGGGACUCUGUUGAGCCCGUCUCAAAAUUCUGCCCAAGUGCCCUCUCUUUUGCCUUUAACAUCCCCGAAUCAAAUGUCUCAUGCUGAUACUCGUCUAACCCUAGACCUAGAGGAGUCGGCUCCCUUCAACAGAUCUCUUGAGAGAACCUCUGAAUCCCUUCAUAACAGCACAGCGCAGGAGCCUUCAGAACUGUCCAGGCACAAUUUCUCGCCUGAGGUUUCUAAAGCUGGGUCAGAAAGUGCGACAUUAAGCAAAAAAAGAAAGAAGUACAGGUCCAGGGACUACAUGGUAAAUCUUCAAGGCCAGUCCUCAGAGGACAGGACAAAGCCCGUGCGGUUAAAAGAGCGCAGAUUGACCUUUGACCCAGUGACGGGACAAAUCAAACCCCUUACUCCAAAGGAGUCUCAUCAGGAGGAGGAAUGCCAGGGACCACCAGUUUUCGAAACUGUGAGGAUUGAGACCCCCCAACAGAAGCCACCCACGACCACGCAAAACCCUUUCCAGCAAACGAACUGGAAAGAGCUGUCUCGGAACGAGAUCAUUCAGUCCUACCUAAAUCUUCAGAGCAACGUUCUGACGUCAUCUGGAGCUCAGACACAUGGUGCACACUUUUUCAUGACCGAAUAUUUAAAACAAGAGGAAAACGCUGUUAAAGAAUCGAGGAAAACUCAUGUUUUAAUCCCAACUGGCUCGACCACCGAACUGCCAGGCAUGAGUCGAGACGUAACGCAUGAGGACCUUCACAGAAUAGACAAAGAGCACUGGCCAGGAGUUAAUGGCUGUUAUGACACCAAGGGAAACUGGUAUGAUUGGACAGAUUGUAUAUCUUUGGAUUUUCAUGGUGAUGAGACCAAAUUGAAUAUUCUGCCAUAUGUCUGCACAGACUAAGGAAACAGCACUAAUGGCUUAUGGUUUCGUUGCCCCCACUGUGAGUUGAAAAGAAAAAAAAAAAAAGUCAGAACUUCUUUAUAUACAGUACUGAAGUUUUGAUACGUUGAGUAAAAUGAGGGGGCUAUUGAGUUUUCUUAAAUUAAAAAAGGUAAUUAAAUAGAUGUCCUGUUUGUAAUGUGCUGCUACCAACAAAAAUUUGCAAACUAGAUUUGUAAAAGAUGGCUCAGUUGGAGUUACUGGGCCAGUUAUUGCACAGUGUGUAUAGGAGUCAGAGCACUAAGCAGUGCAGGUUGGAAAGCAAGUCAGAAACUUGUUUGGCAGUUACAAAAAAGCUUUAUGUGACUUAAGGAAUAAAUUAUACUUUUUAUCAUG